This is a messenger RNA of Lonchura striata (white-rumped munia), 1939 nucleotides long. RefSeq names its product somatostatin receptor 2 (gene SSTR2). Gene Ontology annotation, molecular function: somatostatin receptor activity; neuropeptide binding. NCBI's taxonomy places the organism in Eukaryota, Metazoa, Chordata, Aves, Passeriformes, Estrildidae. Gene Ontology annotation, biological process: cellular response to glucocorticoid stimulus; neuropeptide signaling pathway; cellular response to estradiol stimulus. The record is from RefSeq and is a predicted model, not a curated record. Gene Ontology annotation, cellular component: neuron projection; plasma membrane.
CCGUGCGGAGCCGUGCGGUGCGGAACCGAGCGGAGCCCAGCGGGGCACCGGCGCUGCGGCGCCUCCCCGGUGCCCGCCGGGCCGGGCCGGGGGCGGCGGGAGCAGAGCCAGAGAAGAUGACAUCUCGGCUCCUCUGAGCCAGCAGUGCCCAGGGAGAGCCAUGGAGUACGAGCUGCCCAACGCCACCGCCUUCUGGUUCUCCCCGGCCUCCCCCUUCGACAACUUCUCCCUGGAGGCGCCCACCAACACCUCCCAGAACGCCACGGGCCAGCACUUCGACCUGACCAGCAACGCCAUCCUCACCUUCAUCUACUUCGUGGUCUGCAUCAUCGGGCUGUGCGGCAACACGCUGGUCAUCUACGUCAUCCUCCGCUACGCCAAGAUGAAAACCAUCACCAACAUCUACAUCCUCAACCUGGCCAUCGCCGACGAGCUCUUCAUGCUCGGGCUGCCCUUCCUGGCCAUGCAGGUGGCCCUGGUGCACUGGCCCUUCGGCAAAGCCCUCUGCAGGAUCGUCAUGACGGUGGAUGGCAUCAACCAGUUCACCAGCAUCUUCUGCCUGACGGUUAUGAGCGUGGAUCGCUACCUGGCUGUGGUCCAUCCCAUCAAAUCUGCCAAGUGGAGGCGGCCCAGGACAGCCAAAAUGAUCAACGUGGCCGUUUGGGGCGUCUCCCUGCUGGUGAUCAUGCCCAUCAUGAUUUAUGCCGGGGUGCAGCACAACCACGGCAGGAGUAGCUGCACCAUCAUCUGGCCGGGAGAGUCGGGCGCCUGGUACACGGGGUUCAUCAUCUACGCCUUCAUCCUGGGCUUCCUGGUGCCUCUCACCAUCAUCUGCCUUUGCUACCUGUUCAUCAUCAUCAAAGUCAAGUCCUCGGGCAUCAGGGUGGGCUCCUCCAAGAGGAAAAAGUCCGAGAAGAAAGUCACCAGGAUGGUGUCCAUCGUGGUCGCCGUCUUCAUCUUCUGCUGGCUCCCCUUCUACAUCUUCAACGUCUCCUCCGUGUCCGUCAUGAUCGUGCCCACGCCCGUCCUCAAGGGCAUGUUCGACUUCGUGGUGGUCCUGAGCUACGCCAACAGCUGUGCCAACCCCAUCCUCUACGCCUUCCUGUCCGACAACUUCAAGAAGAGCUUUCAGAACGUCCUGUGCCUGGUGAAGGUCAGCGGCAUGGACGAGGCCGACCGCAGCGACAGCAAGCAGGACAAAUCCCGCCUCAACGAGACCACGGAAACCCAGAGGACCCUGCUCAACGGCGACCUGCAGACGAGCAUCUGAGGGGACGGCGGGGUUUGUCCUGCCCGCGUCCCUCCCCUUCCCGCUGGCUCCCGGCUGCAGCGGGGGGUGGCAGCACGGGGCCAGGCCAGGAAUGCCACCUGAGGGGACGCGCGGUGGCCUCGGGGCUCCUCUGCUGGGCUCCUCUCUGCUGGCUUGGCUCGCAGGUGUCGGGAUGGAUACGGGUCAGGAGGAGCCGCCUCGCCAGGAAAACCAAGACAAUUCACGGCGACACCAAAGUGCCACCAAAGUGGGCACAGGUACGGCCGGCGCGGCUCUGCUGGGUCCCCCGUGCCACCCUCGGCGCCGGCUGGCUUCGGGGCUCUGCACCGGGACACACCGGGGGACCUCAGGAGGAGCCGAGGCCACAGGUGUGCGACACCCUGCACCGACCUGGUGGGAGCUGCCGGCGAGCGUCCCUCCCGAGGAGACCGGGAUUUUUGGGAUUGCGUUUUUUCCCCGGGAUAUUCCCUGCUCCGCCGCGUGCCCUGCCGCCUCCCCGCGCUCUGUGACUGCCGCAGCCGCCCUGCCGGGAGGGGACACGCCAGCACGGAGGUGACUUCCCCACGGGAAGCAGCUCUGCCCCCGCAGCAGCCCCUCUGAUGCCACCCUGCCUCCUCCAGCCCUUUCCCUGCCCUGCCGCGGCGUCACCCGCCCGCACAUUUUCUCCCG